Molecule: messenger RNA, 1358 nt
Organism: Hevea brasiliensis (rubber tree)
Lineage: Eukaryota; Viridiplantae; Streptophyta; Magnoliopsida; Malpighiales; Euphorbiaceae
Product: transcription factor MYB60
Exons: 3
Coding region: 96-1112 (338 amino acids)
Biological process (GO): response to auxin
Source: RefSeq, a predicted model, not a curated record
ACAUGAUCAUGCCACUAUUUGAAAGGUCCAUAUAGCUUGAAAUCUGUACACAGAGGGAAUAUGAGCAAGUGAGAGAGGAGAGAGAAAGAGAAGCCAUGGGAAGACCUCCUUGCUGUGAUAAAGUUGGAAUCAAGAAGGGUCCAUGGACCCCUGAGGAGGAUAUUAUUCUAGUGUCUUAUAUCCAAGAACAUGGUCCAGGAAACUGGAGAUCAGUUCCUACCAAUACUGGGCUGUUGAGGUGCAGCAAAAGUUGCAGGCUUAGAUGGACUAAUUAUCUCAGACCCGGAAUUAAGAGAGGAAAUUUCACACCUCAUGAAGAAGGGAUGAUAAUUCACUUGCAAGCUUUAUUGGGUAACAAAUGGGCAGCAAUUGCUUCAUAUCUUCCACAAAGAACAGAUAAUGAUAUAAAGAAUUACUGGAACACCCACCUGAAGAAGAAGCUAAAGAAGUUCCAAUCAGCUUUGGACCAUCCCAUGGCAGCACAAGACUCAUCAACAACAACAACAACUAACCAGUUUGUGUCAAAGAGCUUCAGUGAGAGAUCAAGAUUCUUGAAUUUGAGUCCCAAUUCUUCAACUCUCAAGCUCAACCAAACCUCCCCCACCUAUGCAUCAAGCACAGAAAACAUUUCGCGGCUUCUUGAAGGUUGGAUGAGAACAUCUCCAAAGCCUAAUAACAAUCAUGAUACUAAUGAUCUAUUUAAAGAGAAAUGGAACCAAAACAGCAAUAACUUGGAGAACCCAGAAGGAAACGUUAGCAUUCCAGUGGCUACAACUUCUCGUCAGUGUUACAGGUCAAAAGCUGAGCAAGAAAAUGGUGGUGGCGGUGGUCUGAUUUCUCAUGAAGAGUUUGAGUCCAUUUUAUCUUUUGAUAACUUGAACAAUGUUGCAUGGGACAAAUCCAAUCGUGAUUCUACCAAUAAUAUUUCUGCUGUAAAGGGUAUUCAUCAAGAUUCUGCAAGUGAAGAGAAGGAGAAUGAUAUUAUUGCUGAGGCAGAGAAGAAGCAGAAAUCUGACAGUAAUCCUCCAUUAUCAUUUCUUGAGAAGUGGCUCUUGGAGGAAACUGGUGCUGGUCAAGUGGAAGAGUCCAUGGAACUGUCUUCAAUAUUCUGAUCAUGAUCUCGUCCUUCAUCAUCUUCUUUUUUUAAUUUUUUUGGAAGUUUUAAGAGCUACAAAUUAAUCAUUGGACAAAAAAAGUUCACCAGGGACGAAGAAAAAAAAAAGUGAUCUGAUCUCUCUAGGAUAUAAUCUUUUAGCUGGGGGUUCUGAGAAGUUGGAAUCUCUUAAUUAGCAAAUGUAAUUAACUUUAGUGUCUUAAAACCCAUUCUGAUUGAAAUAAUUAAGCAUUUCCUUUCUUUA